GUGCACUGGAGCAGCAUGGCGCAUGCCGCCUCUCAGCUGAAGAAAAAGGCGGAUGAGAACCUCAACGCUGCGGAGGAAGAGAAGGAGAAGAAGAAGGCGAGGAAACGUUCCCGUGAAGUGAAGAAAAAGGCGGAUGUAAAUGCCUGUUAUCUGCGAGCAGCUCGUACCGGGAACCUCGAGAAAGCUUUGGACUACCUGAAGAAUGGAGUCGACAUCAACAUUUGCAAUCAGAAUGGUCUGAACGCUCUCCAUCUGGCCUCGAAGGAGGGUCAUGUGGAAGUGGUGGCUGAGCUCAUCAAACAGGGCGCCCAUGUGGACGCAGCUACCAAGAAAGGAAACACAGCGCUCCACAUCGCGUCCCUUGCCGGACAGGGGGAGGUGGUGAAGGAGCUCGUCACCCAGGGAGCCAACGUCAAUGCACAGUCUCAGAAUGGCUUCACUCCGCUGUACAUGGCAGCACAGGAGAACCACUUGGAUGUGGUGCAGUUUUUAUUGGACAACGGCUCCAGUCAGAGCAUCGCCACUGAGGAUGGUUUCACUCCUCUGGCGGUGGCGUUGCAGCAGGGCCAUGACCAGGUGGUUUCCCUCCUCCUGGAAAAUGACACCAAGGGGAAGGUCCGCCUCCCGGCGCUGCACAUCGCGGCACGGAAAGAUGACACCAAGGCCGCCGCCCUCCUCCUCCAGAACGACCACAACGCUGACGUGGAGUCCAAGAUGAUGGUGAAUAGAACAACAGAGAGUGGGUUCACUCCUCUUCACAUUGCAGCUCACUACGGCAACAUCAACGUAGCAACGCUCCUGCUGAACAGAGGGGCAGCUGUGGACUUCAAGGCGAGGAACGACAUAACACCGCUGCACGUAGCAUCCAAACGUGGGAACAGCAACAUGGUGCGACUGCUGCUGGAGAGAGGAGCCAAGAUAGAUGCACGGACCAAGGACGGUCUGACUCCUCUCCACUGUGGAGCCAGGAGUGGACAUGAGCAGGUGGUGGAGAUGCUGCUGGACAGAGGAGCUCCAAUACUGUCAAAAACCAAGAACGGUUUGUCUCCCCUCCACAUGGCGACGCAAGGCGACCAUCUGAACUGCGUCCAGCUGCUGCUGCACCACGAGGUGCCUGUGGACGACGUGACCAACGACUACCUGACGGCGCUGCACGUGGCUGCCCACUGUGGACACUACAAGGUGGCAAAGGUCAUUGUGGACAAGAAGGCCAACCCCAACGCCAAGGCACUGAAUGGUUUCACUCCCCUGCACAUUGCCUGUAAGAAGAACAGAGUCAAGGUGAUGGAGCUACUUCUGAAGCAUGGAGCAUCCAUACAGGCAGUCACUGAGUCUGGUCUGACUCCGAUCCACGUUGCAGCGUUUAUGGGACAUGAAAACAUCGUCCACCAGCUGAUCAACCACGGGGCUUCACCAAACACAAGCAAUGUGAGAGGGGAGACAGCACUCCACAUGGCAGCGAGGGCAGGACAGUCAAAUGUGGUCCGUUAUCUGGUCCAGAAUGGAGCUCGGGUCGAUGCCAAGGCCAAGGACGACCAGACUCCGCUACACAUCUCAAGCCGUCUUGGCAAACAAGACAUUGUCCACCAGCUGCUGGCCAAUGGAGCGUACCCAGAUGCCACAACCAACUCUGGAUACACACCCUUACACUUGGCUGCCAGGGAGGGACACCGAGAUGUGGCUUCAGCUCUGCUGGACCAGGGAGCUAGUCUGGGCAUUACUACUAAGAAGGGCUUCACUCCUUUGCAUGUUGCGGCAAAGUACGGCAAGAUGGAGGUGGCCAGCCUGCUGCUGCAGAAAAACGCUCAGCCCGAUGCUGCUGGGAAGAGUGGACUAACUCCACUGCAUGUGGCAGCACACUAUGAUAACCAGAAGGUGGCGCUGCUCCUGCUGAACCAGGGGGCCUCGCCGCUUGCUGCUGCAAAGAACGGUUACACGCCGCUCCACAUUGCAGCUAAGAAGAAUCAGAUGGAGAUAACCACCACGUUACUGGAGUACGGAGCCUCCACCAACACGGUAACACGCCAGGGAAUCACUCCUCUGCACCUCGCAGCACAGGAGGGCAACGUGGACAUAGUGACGCUGCUGCUGGCUCGAGACGCUCCUGUUAACAUGGGCAACAAGUCUGGUCUGACUCCGCUCCACCUGGCUGCCCAGGAGGAUAAAGUCAACGUUGCUGAGGUCUUAGUCAACCAUGGAGCUACCGUAGACCCUGAGACCAAGCUGGGAUACACUCCUCUUCAUGUGGCCUGCCACUAUGGCAACGUGAAGAUGGUGAACUUCCUGCUGAAGAAUCAGGCAAAGGUCAACGCUAAGACCAAGAACGGUUACACCCCUCUCCAUCAGGCUGCACAGCAGGGACACACACACAUCAUCAACUUGCUGCUACAUCAUGGAGCAUCGCCCAACGAACUCACCGCUAAUGGGAAUAGUGCCCUGUCCAUUGCCAGGAGGCUCGGCUACAUCUCUGUAGUUGACACACUCAAAGUGGUCACAGAGGAAACUCUGACCACUCAGACUGUGACAGAGAAGCACAAGAUGAAUGUUCCAGAGACCAUGAACGAGGUGCUGGACAUGUCCGAUGACGAAGUCCAUAAAGCCAAUGUCCCCGAAAUGAUCACAGAGGACUAUUUAUCUGAUGUGGAAGAAGAGAUGGAUGAUGAAAAUAUCUGCAUCAUCUAUUCGUGUGACGAUGCAAUGACGGGGGACACAGACAAAUACUUGGCCCCCCAGGACCUGCGGGAGCUGGGGGACGACUCGCUCCCUCAGGAGGGCUACAUGGGCUUCAGCGUCGGUGCACGGUCACAGAGUCCCAAGGUCAGUUCUGAUAGGUCCAACACGCUGAACCGGAGCUCGUUCACGCGGGACAGCAUGAUGAUAGAGGAGAUUCUGGCACCCAGUAAGGAGAUGCAUUUGGCGGCAGCUAAGGACUUUGACAAUGACUCUCUGAGGAGGUACAGCUGGACUGCAGAUGCACUGGAUAAUGUCAACCUAGUCUCCUCACCAAUACACUCUGGUUUUUCCUCUCCGCUCCCGCAGUACGACAGCAGGUUCCUGGUCAGUUUCAUGGUCGAUGCUAGGGGCGGCUCCAUGAGAGGAAGUCGUCACAACGGCAUGCGCAUCAUCAUCCCACCGAGAAAGUGCACAGCGCCCACCAGGAUCACCUGUCGACUUGUCAAGAGGCACAAGCUAGCAUCGCCUCCCCCGAUGGUGGAAGGAGAAGGCCUGGCCAGCCGACUGGUUGAGGUUGGUCCAGCAGGAGCUCAGUUCCUUGGGCCUGUGAUAGUGGAGAUCCCUCAUUUUGGCUCGAUGCGGGGCCAGGAGAGAGAGCUGAUCCUGCUGCGCAGCGAGAAUGGGGAAACCUGGAAGGAGCAUCUGUAUGACUGUAAGACUGAUGACCUCAAUCAGCUCCUCAAUGGGAUGGAUGAAGAACUGGACAGCCCUGAUGAGCUGGAGAGGAAGAGGAUCUGCCGAAUCAUCACCAAGGAUUUUCCACAGUACUUUGCGGUAGUGUCUCGGAUCAGACAGGAGACCAAUCAGAUGGGACCCGAGGGCGGGACUCUCUGCAGCCGGAGCGUCCCAUUGGUUCAGGCCUCCUUCCCUGAGGGGGCGUUAACCAAGAAGAUCAAGGUUGGAUUGCAGGCCCAGCCGGUACCUGAUGAGACUGUGAAGAAAAUCCUUGGUAACCGAGCAACCUUCAGCCCCAUCGUUACCGUGGAGCCCAGGAGACGGAAGUUCCACAAACCCAUCACCAUGACAAUCCCAGUCCCGCCCCUCUCCGGCGAGGGGCUCACCAACGGCUACAAAGGAGACAGUACUCCCUGUCUCCGCCUUCUCUGUAGCAUUACAGGUGGUACGUCCCCAGCUCAGUGGGAAGACAUCACAGGCACAACUCCUCUCACCUUUGUCAAUGACUGCGUCUCCUUCACCACCAAUGUUUCUGCCAGGUUCUGGUUAGCAGACUGCCACCAGAUCCCAGAGACGGUGGGCCUGGCCACGCAGCUGUACAGGGAGCUGAUCUGUGUGCCCUACAUGGCCAAGUUUGUGGUGUUUGCUAAAAUGAAUGACCCAGUGGAGUCCAGACUUAGGUGCUUCUGUAUGACAGACGACAAGGUGGAUAAGACCCUGGAGCAGCAGGAAAACUUUGAGGAGGUGGCCAGGAGCAAAGACAUAGAGGUUCUGGAGGGCAGGCCCAUUUAUGUGGACUGCUAUGGAAACUUGGCUCCUCUGACUAAAGCUGGUCAGCAGUUAGUUCUUAAUUUCUACGCCUUCAAGGAGAACCGUUUGCCCUUCUGUGUCAAGGUGAGAGACCCAAGCCAGGAGCCCUGCGGUCGUCUCACGUUCCUUAAAGAGUGUAAGAUCACAAAAGGCCUUCCCCAAACGGCCGUGUGUAACCUGAACAUCACACUUCCUGCCGUGAAAAAGGAAAUGGAGUCAGAUGCCGAGGAUGAGACUGAAAAGCCAGAGCGACGUCAUACCUUUGCAUCCCUAGCCUUACGUAAGCGCUACAGCUAUCUGGCCGAGCCUGCACUGAGCCCUCAGAGUCCCUGUGAGAGAACAGACCUCCGCAUGGCAAUAGUAGCUGACCACCUUGGACUCAGCUGGACUGAGCUGGCCAGGGAGCUGGAUUUCUCUGUGGAAGAGAUCAACUUCAUCAGAGUGGAGAACCCCAAUUCCCUGACAGCACAGAGCUUCAUGCUCCUAAAGAAAUGGGUGCACAGGGACGGUAAAAAUGCCACAACGGAUGCUUUAACUGCGGUGCUGACAAAGAUCAAUCGGUUGGAUAUUGUGACUUUGCUGGAAGGGCCCAUAUUUGACUACGGUAACAUUUCAGGCACACGCUGCUUUGCCGAUGAUAACGCAGUAUUCCCGGAUCAGUCCGAUGGAUACCACAAUAUAGAUCUGGAGCUGCAAACCCCCACAGACCUGAACUACAUGCCCCCCAGCCCACUGCGCUCAGAUGACUUCUUUAGUGAGGGCGAUGCUAGUGUAGAUUCCCCUACCAAGACCACGCUUACUAGGCCUAGCGACCUCUCUCUCACUCAGACCACCAGUACCUCCAGCAGUGACCCCCUCACAGUCGUCCCUGGCCCCUGCGCCCUGCAACCACCCAUUGUUGGGGCAGAAGAUACAACCUUGACCACUGGAGAAAGAGUGGAAGAGAAGAUGGAGCUGGUUUCUCAUGAGAGUCUGGAUAAUGACAGAAGAGCAGUAGAGAAAUCAGGACAGGGGACAGAAGAACUGAGGGCAGAGCCAGAUGUUUCUUUGGAGAGAAACCGAAAAGAAGAAGCUGCCUCAGACAUUGGUCAAGGCAACGGAAGGCAGGAAGAGGAGGAAGAAGAAGAGGAGAUGACCCAGGAGAGGCUGCAGAGCCUGCUGGAGGAUAUAAAGCUGGAGGGAGGCUUGGAGGACGUGGAAAUGACAGAGGAGAGGGUGAACGCCAUCCUCGAACAAGUACGCCAAGCAGAAAAAGUCAUGUGUUCAGUUCCAGGUUGGAGAAGCGAGACAUCCAACGCGAGCGUAGAGUCAUCAGCAGUGCCUGGCACUGAGGAGGGCAGCCCUGAAAGUCUAGCUGAUUCACUGGAGCAGCCCCCGACUCAGACCAACAAACAGAAUGGAGGUCAAACUGACGUAGCCAGGGAAGGGAAAGAAAAGGAGGCCAAGAGAAAGGGAUCUCAGGAGGACAGCAGCACAGCGGGACCAAGCAGAGGACGGGAGGAGGGAGUUGACAAGUCCCAGCACAAAGUCCAGGGGAGAGUUAGAGCUGAAGAGUCCGGCUCUGAUGAGGAAACCACUGUUACCACCAGGGUGUACCGCAGACGGGUCAUACUCAAGGGAGAGGAGGCCAAAAACAUUCCUGGAGAGUCUGUGACGGAGGAGCAGUUCACAGAUGAAGACGGGAAUCUGGUCACCAGAAAAGUGAUCAGAAAGGUGGUGCGCCGCGUGGUCAACUCAGAGGAAAGGAGGGAAAGUGAAGGCGAAACUGUUUCAGAAGAAGGAGCUGGUGGUGUUGGUGGUGGUGUAGCAAAAGGUGGAGCAGAUGCUGCUUCUUCUGCAGGAGCAGCAGCUGGAGCCGCGGGAGGGAAGGGCAAGAAGAGAGGGAAGCGUUCCCGACAGAAGGCUGAGAAGUCUGGAGAGGAGGCCCAGAGAGGGAAAACUGAGCCUGGAGACAGCGCCAGCAAGAAACAAGGGAAGAGGAGUCAGUCGUAACAGUGGAGCUCUCGACUCAACCUGAACCAGGUCCACGGACGACGUCCACUUGCGACACCACACACACACCCUGGGAGGAAAAAUGGACUGGAGCCCCUGAAAAGGAAGAGGCCUUGUCAAUCAGCCAAUACGUGUCUGAAGCUUUCACUUAACAACGCAUGGUUUUCAGCAAGACGACGCAAAACAAGUUACUUUUCUUUGAUUUCGCAUGAGCAUGUCACCAAACUCACUCACUGUCGGAAACAACCCUGAAGGACACGCAUGGACGUGAGCUGGAAUUUUCCUUUACCUUCAAUGAAUUAAAGGCGUCUGUGACCAAAGACGCAAACGGGGGGAAAAAGAGCAAACUGCUGACAGAAAAGGAAAACUUGUUAUUCACACUCAGACACUCGCCUUAUAUGGUCUAUUUUUCCCUCCUGGACCCACAGUAUUGGGGUGUACCACGUGGUUCUUUUUUUUAAAAAAAUAAGAAAAAAAGAAAUAUAAUAGUAAAUGGGUGAUUUUGUUGUAUAUAAAUGACACUGUAUAAAAAUCAGAAAAAAAAAUCAGUAGCUUCACAGAUUGUUUAUGCACUGAUUUGAGUUGAUGAAGCUUUGCAGAGUCGGUGCAUUUGUAUUGAGAGGUCGGCACUGUUUGAGCAGCCUUGAGUGUGUGACCUGACAUGCUCUUCCCAAAUGAAUAUAAAAAGGAACAAAGCAGCUGUAUGUCAAUGAGAAACGAAUGGAGAAAAAAAAAAUGCUUGAUUUUAAACAAAAGGACGUUUCUUUAAAGCCAACAGCUACUUCCGCUCUGUCUGUGGAACAUUGUCUUCAGAGAAAUAUUUUGCUGCAUGUGAUGUCACUUUAUUUUAAGGCUUUUCUUUUGUUUCUCCUAAUUCAAAGCACUGUAAUACACUAAGAGAGGGUUUGAUGGUACUUCUGUCUGUGUGAGCUCAUAAUAACCCAACCAUCUGUCAUCUAUUACUGUUUUUUUAAUUUUUAUUUUUAUGAAACACACACUCCACACUGAAGUGGUGAGCAAACAAAGCUUCAUUCUUACUCUUCAGGGCAGUACUGUGUCCCUGAAUGUAACCGGCAGACUGGCACAUUGCCUUAUCGCCAACCUCCUAGCAACCCUGUGUGUGUGUGUGUGUGUAACAUUUAAAAAAAUAAAACCCUGUCUAUCUGUGAGCCCAUUAUGCAUACUAGAAGUGUAAGUUUAGGCUUUUAGGUCUGCUGUGGUUUUAAAAAGGGGGACUGAUUUUAUUUUGACGGUUUGAUGAUUUUUAUCUUUAUUUAAUUGGCUGUUUUUACAUUAGAACGGAGGGUCUCAUUUUUAGCCCCAUCACUAAAAUGUGGUCCUUUUUACUAACAGAUACUGAACACUAAAAUAAAUCACAGAACUGGUCUCACGUUAAAAAAAAAAAAAAAAUCAGAUUUUCUGUUCUUCAUGUGAAUCUGUUUUUUUUUUCCAUUUGUCUUUUUCAUACAAAACCACCUUAAACAUCCAUUGUUGAGAGAUCUGGUACCAACAUGUAUGACAAACCAACAUAGCCUACACUGGAUGAUCCAAGUAAUUAUUUAAGCAGAAAAAUAAAUUGUGUUUAAACUGAA
This is a messenger RNA of Toxotes jaculatrix (banded archerfish), 7802 nucleotides long. RefSeq names its product ankyrin-3-like. Gene Ontology annotation, biological process: signal transduction. The record is from RefSeq and is a predicted model, not a curated record. Gene Ontology annotation, molecular function: protein binding. Bases 16 to 6210 code for a protein of 2064 amino acids. NCBI's taxonomy places the organism in Eukaryota, Metazoa, Chordata, Actinopteri, Toxotidae. The transcript has 49 exons.